UAUAUAACUCAGCGUUUACCUCACAAUUUGCAUCACCGCCUUUUUCUCUUGGUUUUUGCUCUGAGAGCUCUUUCUCUCUAAUCUUCUCCUGAUUUGCUCUCUUCAAACCCUAACCCUAGCUUUUCUGUCGGGAGUUCUAAAGCAUCUUUGAUAUACAGAUGGCAGCUAAACCUCUGACUACUGAAGCAAUUGCUCUCACUGAGAAGAAAAUGGACAUGACAUUAGAUGACAUCAUUAAAAUGUCAAAGACUAAUGCCACCAAGCCUAAGAACCAACGCGUCUCAAAUCGGGGUCAGAAAUUUGUUAACAAUGCUGCUCAAGAUAAAUUUUCAAAAGCCCGAAGGUUUAUGGAUACAAGAUCAUCUCUUAGACAGGGAGCUCUUGCUCGAAGGAGGUCAAAUUUUCAGGGAAAUCAGUUCCCUCUGGCAGCCGAGGCUGCUCGUAAGGCUGCUGUUGCUCCAAUUCGCAACAGAGCUUUUAACCGAAGCAGGCCAUUCAAAGUGAAUAAACCAAGGGCUGGGUCGUCAACUGUGCAAAAGGUUGCUGCAAAUGGAGGUGGAUUUGCUGUUAAGAAACAACCGCAACAAGCCAAUGCAGCAGCACCCAAGCAGAAGCCUCAAACCUUGGACUCACUUUUUGCCAACAUGAAGGAGCAGAGAAUGAGGGUGUUGUCUCAACAGACCAAUGGAACAAGAAGAAAUGGAGGUGGCCAGCCUAGAGUGCCAUGGGCAAGAAAUCGCGUUCCCAACUGAUGUGCUAUGCCUCUUUGGUCAGACAUGGAAAAAUGUUUUUAUUUUCCGCGUGAGGUUUUUUUAAAUAGGAGCCCCCCUCAGACACUGCAGCUUAAAAUGCAAUAUUUAAUGAUAUUGUCCGUUCUCUCGCCGAUAACAUCGACUUUGUUAAGUUGUAGUUGUAUAGCAUUUUCUUAUGGUCUAAGGAGUAAAAUUCCUUUUGCUGUGUGAUCAGUUUUGUUACGUUUAUUUGUCAGCACAUCAGUUUGGAUCGAAGUCUGUACUUGGUGCAACUUUUGAUGUAUUUGUAAUUCGUUGCCAGCAGGUGUCGAACUUGUAGCAAAUAUGAAUUAAUGUCCCAAAACUUGUUAGCUCCGAGUGGUACAUAUCUGUUGGCAGAUACAGUAAUAUUUUGAUUUGUAAUGUUUGGUUAAAAAGAAGAAUUUUCAGUUUGGUGA
Molecule: messenger RNA, 1189 nt
Organism: Sesamum indicum (sesame)
Lineage: Eukaryota; Viridiplantae; Streptophyta; Magnoliopsida; Lamiales; Pedaliaceae
Source: RefSeq, a predicted model, not a curated record